GCAGACUGCGAGGCGGCGACGGCCUGGGCGAACGGUCCGCGUGCGCAGGCGCGGAGCUGUCCCUCGCUGCAGCCCCCCCAUCGCCACCCGGAGUCUCGCCCGCCGAGACCACCCGCUGGACUGUCGGGGCGCCCCUUAUUCCUCGCUUUAGGCCCCCCAGUGCCCCACGCGCCCCCAUGGCGGAGCUGCGGCCUAGCGGCGCCCCCGGCCCCGCCGCGCCCCCGGCCCCCGGCCCCGCCGCCCCGCCAGCCUUCGCCUCGCUCUUUCCCCCCGGACUGCACGCCAUCUACGGGGAGUGCCGCCGUCUUUACCCCGACCAGCCCAACCCGCUCCAGGUGACCGCUAUCGUCAAGUACUGGUUGGGCGGCCCAGACCCUUUGGACUAUGUUAGCAUGUACAGGAAUGUGGGGAGCCCUUCAGCCAACAUCCCUGAGCACUGGCACUACAUCAGCUUUGGCCUAAGUGAUCUCUAUGGGGACAACAGAGUCCAUGAGUUUACAGGAACAGAUGGGCCUAGUGGUUUUGGCUUUGAGUUGACUUUUCGUCUGAAAAGAGAAACUGGGGAGUCUGCCCCACCCACAUGGCCAGCAGAGCUAAUGCAAGGCCUGGCCCGAUACGUGUUCCAGUCAGAGAACACCUUCUGCAGUGGAGACCACGUGUCCUGGCACAGCCCUCUGGAUAACAGCGAGUCCAGAAUCCAGCACAUGUUGUUGACAGAGGACCCACAGCUGCAGCCUGUGCAGACCCCCUUCGGGGUAGUCACCUUCCUCCAGAUUGUUGGCGUCUGUACAGAGGAGCUGCACUCAGCCCAGCAGUGGAACGGGCAGGGCAUUCUGGAGCUGCUUCGGACCGUGCCCAUCGCUGGUGGCCCCUGGCUCAUAACUGACAUGCGGAGAGGAGAGACCAUAUUUGAGAUCGACCCACAUCUGCAACAGGAAAGAGUUGACAAAGGCAUCGAGACUGAUGGCUCCAACCUAAGUGGUGUCAGUGCUAAGUGUGCCUGGGAUGACCUAAGCCGGCCUCCUGAGGACGAUGAGGACAGCCGGAGCAUCUGUAUUGGCACACAGCCCCGGCGGCUCUCUGGCAAAGACACAGAGCAGAUCCGGGAGACCCUGAGGAGAGGACUGGAGAUCAACAGCAAACCUGUGCUUCCACCCAUCAACCCUCAGCGGCAGAAUGGCCUCACCCAUGACCGGACACCGAGCCGCAAAGACAGCCUAGAAAGUGAGAGCUCCACAGCCAUAAUUCCCCAUGAGCUGAUCCGUACACGGCAACUCGAGAGCGUACAUUUGAAAUUCAACCAGGAGUCCGGAGCCCUCAUUCCUCUCUGCCUGAGGGGCAGGCUCCUGCAUGGACGGCACUUUACCUAUAAAAGUAUCACAGGUGAUAUGGCCAUCACGUUUGUCUCCACGGGAGUGGAAGGUGCUUUUGCCACGGAGGAGCAUCCUUACGCAGCUCACGGACCCUGGUUGCAAAUUCUGUUGACUGAAGAGUUUGUAGAGAAAAUGUUGGAAGACUUAGAAGAUUUGACUUCUCCAGAGGAAUUCAAACUUCCCAAGGAGUACAGCUGGCCGGAAAAGAAGCUCAAAGUCUCCAUCCUGCCCGAUGUGGUGUUCGACAGUCCGCUGCACUAGCCUGGGCUGUGCCCUGCAGGGCCAAGGGGGGCUCAGGUGUGCCCGGUGACUUCCAGCGUAACAGCUGCAGAGAAAGACUCCCACAAUAAAAGGACAAGUGUGAGGGUGACUGCACAGCUGCCACACCAGCAGCCCAGCGGUUCUCCUGCACGGGCCACUCGCCCCACCUUCCUGCCAGCUCCGAGGCCUCACCAAGCCAGUGCAUGGGCAUGUGCAGGCCCUUCCCGCUGCUGCCGCAGGUUCUGGCUUGAGGUUUGACUCUAGGCGAGUCUUGUCCCCGUGGUGGGGACAGGCCUGGUGCUCACCGGCCCCUGCCAUGCAGCCUGGCUGCAGCGUGCUCACAGGGUGCGUUGCCCAUCUAGACUCAGGCAAGCCUUUGCUAGUCAGGCUGCUUCUGCCACAGGGCAAGUCCUCCAAUCAUGUUUGGGUUUUUUUUAUUUUAUUUUGAAGAAACCGGAUGGCGUUUUAUUGCUCAGCAAAGAUGUCCAGAAGCCAUGUAUAUAAUAUUUUUUAAACUGAACCUUAUUCCCAGAUGAACUUUCUCAUUCUCAGAUAGGGACUUGGGCCUGUCUCCCUACCCAGCACCUCCAGAGCAGAAUGCCUGGCACAGCUGCUUCCCAGAGCCAGUGCCCAGGAGGUUGGUGUGCGCGUUCUGUGCAGCCCUGCGCCCAAUUCACCUGGGGCCACAAAAGAGCCCCUGCAAGGUCCAGGGUCCUUCCGGGGCUUGGGGGCCAUAGCCUCAUCUUCCAGGCCUUUUCCAGCCAGGCAGACCUUCCAGAAGCACCCUAAACCACCCCCACUUGCUACUCAAGGCCUGGACCCACAUCACUUUGACCACCCUUCUUUCUUUCCCUCAUUCCCUGGGCUUCCCAAGAUGCGGGACUCUGGCUAAUUAAAACCUAAAGAAUCACCUUCUCCUUAUCUCUUUCACUUUGAUUUUGCUGACACUGCUCUCCGCCUCCGUCCUUCCAUCCUUUUCUCAUCUUUCAUUCUAUUCCUUGUCCUGUUCCUAUCCUGCAUCCUGGCCUCCUGUCAGUGGUCCCUCCCCUAGUACUUCCGGCUCACAGUCUGCCUUCCAGAAGCCAGCCCAUGGUUCAGGGUUCCUCCUGAGGUACCUCCUGCUGCUGAUCUGAGAUCAGCAAGCUCCUACCUUCCCAAUCAGCCCCUACUCCAGGGACUGCUACUACUACAAGCAAGGUCACUUUGUCAGAGGCAAGCAGGGCUCCCCCAGCCCUGGCCUGCCUCCACCACACUGAGGCACCACUGGGGUGCCCAUAAGGUACAGGUUCUCUCCAAAGAGAGAUACAGCCAAAGGCCCACAAGGGAGCAGUGUCAAACCUCCAAGGCCCACUGGGCUUGGCCCUGUCUACACACCCCAGGGCUGUCUGUGAACUCUGUCACACUCAGUGUUUCAGGGCAGAUCAACCGGUGACAUAUGAGGGGUACUACUCCCAAGUCCUGCCAGCCAAGCUCCAGUCCUCUCUGGACCUGAUAUCAAGGACUUUUCCAGAAGGUUGCUUAUUAGCCUUUGCUCACAUGGCAACCCUGCCUUUGUUCUGACAUUCAUUCCGUGGACAGAGAGAUGCAUCAGCUUGCCUCCAUUCCUUGCUAUUCUAACCAGCUUCUCCAUGAAUUCUUCCUUCUCGCAGCCCUGCCUGAGGGUCCCUGUUGCAGGUUGCCUGCCUGCAUCUGCCUGGCUUGGGAGAGGGUAAACUUUGUCAUCAGUCUGUAAGGCAUCCACGAAAUAAUUUGCUCCAGGCCUGGAGGGUUGGCACCACUAGUGUGGUGGCCCUGGGCUAGGGAGCAGGGGAUUGCAGGAAGAAGCAGAGAGGCUCUGAGAGGAAGAACCCAGGAAGUCUGGGACCCUUCUUGCCCACCACCUUGCUGGAAACCUCGUGCACAUCCAUGAUCCUGCAGGGGCCAAGCCCUGUCCUUCCCCUCCAGCACACUGGCUUGAGGAGAACAGCAGAUCCUUGGCUCCCUUCCCUAGGACUCCAGUGAGGUUUCCCAGCGAAGGUGCUCCACCGAGCUGCAGGUUUGUGAGAAGGGCCCUAAGGACCCCAAGCUGUACCCAGCAUGGCUCCUGACAGCUCUGUGGGGCCCCUGACCUCAUGUGGGUGAGGUUGGGAUCCUCCCUGUCUGCCUCUUCUCCAGUCUUUCUGCACACUUGCCCAGUCAUUCCCAUCCCACCAAGCCCUGAUAGCAGCUGAAGCUUCUGAGCAGGGGCUUUGCCCCGCAGGCUGUGAUCUGUGAUCCAAAGCAGAUUUCUGGGUGCCCAGGGCCACUGUGGGCUAUGAGGAUGCUGCUUGGAAGGGCUGGAGGCUCCCACAAGGCUGGGUCUGCUGGUUCUGUGCCCAUAUUCCCCUCCCAAUACAAGGGGCAGGGGCAGGAGCUAGAGCAUUCUGCAAAGCAGACCUGAGGGCUUGGCACAGGGUUUUGCAACUGAGAAUGGAGAAAACCUGAAGGUCAGGGCCCCUAUGGGGCAGAGAAUUCCCAGGACUAUUUUUAAUCUGGUCUUCCCUUUCUGCCUUCCGGGACCUCCAUGCCAGGUCAGGGGCCGGGUCCCUGUUACAAGUCAGGAGCCCUGUAGGAAGACCUCUUCCUUUUGUAUCAGUAGCUGAAUGCUGCAGUGAGCAGACUUUUGUAAAAUUUUCUAUUAGUUUUUAAUGUCAGUGGCGACUCAGUUCCUGGGGCUUCAGCCAGCCUGGGACUUUUGUAAGAAUUUUUGAGUGACUCACUUAGAUGUCAUUCCGCUGCCCCUCUCCUGUGGUGUAAUCUAAGUACAUUAAAUGUAUUUGCAGAAGUACCUGGGUCGUGUGCUCCUUUCUGGCUGCCUGCACUAGGGGAGCAGCUGCUUAGAAAGCAGGACUGGGUGGCCCAAGAGUGUUGUUGGGAAUGCAGGGGCUGCCAGGGCACAGGGUCACAUAGCUGGUGACUCAUAGCUGGUUGAGCAGAAAUGACUGCCGGGACCUCCAUUCCUCUAAGGUCUGGGGGAGGGCCAGGCCCUUGGGGGAAGAGUGAGUGGGCGUGUACAGACCCUCUACCCAGACCCCAAGGUGAGGGAAGCAGCCUUUCUCACCUCUAGUUUGGGAGUCCCCUUUCAGCCAGCUGUUCCUCCCUCUUAGGACCAGGA
Molecule: messenger RNA, 4767 nt
Organism: Octodon degus (degu)
Lineage: Eukaryota; Metazoa; Chordata; Mammalia; Rodentia; Octodontidae
Gene: Sufu
Product: SUFU negative regulator of hedgehog signaling
Exons: 12
Coding region: 177-1634 (485 amino acids)
Cellular component (GO): cytoplasm; nucleus
Molecular function (GO): transcription factor binding
Source: RefSeq, a predicted model, not a curated record